Amoebophrya sp. A120 is the source of this 2249-nucleotide messenger RNA. Lineage: Eukaryota; Dinophyceae; Syndiniales; Amoebophryaceae. The record is from the annotation of a GenBank genome assembly.
AUGAUUCUAAACCCCGACGCACACGUGAUCCUAGCCGGGCCGGCUGAUGAAGACGCGCCGGCAGAUGAAGACGGAGAGGGUAGAGCUGAGGACGAGGAGGAGGCCAUCGAUGCUGGCAGUGGUGCAUCCUCUUCUUUCAGUAGCACCUCCGUGCAGCUAAUCAGGUCGGAAAAGCAAGAAGAGUAUCAAGAUCAUACUCGCGGGACUAGAGUUGUACUAGACGACAGCACCACAGCGACGAGCCAGCUCGGCGGGGUGUCCUCUGGUGUCAAAAAUAAGGGAGCACUACAAGUGCAGGAAGGGCAUCCGCAUCGGCGCAAGGACUACGAGGAGCAGCACAAAAGAAAGAGAGCAAAAACAGCAAGUCACACAACAAGCACGUCCGAAAUACUACAAGCUGGAACAUCUACUUCGCACCAGCUACAGAGCGAAAGCAGAAACAAUUUGAAUCUAGCAGCGGAGCCCGCAGCUGGGGAGGCGGCAGUGUUUGGGCAGGUAGGAAGCGGAGUAAGCACGACGUCCCCAGCUCCUCAUAGUACAAGUCGAAAAGUUCAUCUGGGAACCCCGUAGGUAUGACAAACUUUGACCGCAGAAGUCGUGCUCGACCUCCUUGGCUAUGCCGCAUCUUAUCCUGGAUUUCUAUUUUUCAGCAUCUAUGUUCUAGAUUUCGGUUUAGCAUCUUCAAAAAUUAACGCUCUUAUCCUGUGUUACGAGCAUGACUAGAUCCAAAACACGACUAGAAAAUCUUCCUCACGGAACUGCGAUUGAGAGAUGACUGGGUCCGGGACGAUUACAUGCAGAUUUACAUGACAAAUACGGAACAACGGGGACGGUUUUGCACCGCAUAGCAGGAGCAGUUUGUCAAUGACGUGUGUACCAAGGACACGGAGACGCUCACCACAAAUGGGACGGCGCUCUGCAAAGCGGCGACUUGCACCAAAACCGACGACGCGGAAGCCUGUUGCGACCCGGUUCCGGAAUAUCAAAUGUAAAAGUGUCUGGGUCUGGAAGAUUAGAACUUGUCAUGCUAAAUCCGAGUGAUGCAAAAAUCUGUGUUGCGUGAGUACCAAAAGCUGUCCGCUAUUGACCAAGUUGAGAGGGAGUUUCUCAUGCAGGAAAGGCAUGAUAGAGACCUCAAAAAAUAUGUCAUGCUGGGUCUCGCAUUCCAGACCUCAUGGGUCAUGGAAAACCUGCAUCACAAAUCUUGCAUUCUUCCAGACCCAGACAUUUUUACACUUGAUACGGAAGCAAAAAAGGAAGAAGACGAGGAGGACGCUGCGGUGGCUGCCGCAACGGCCGCGGGGUAUCAAAUGCACAAAUGUCUGGGUCUGGAAGGUUGGAACUUGUGAUGCUAAAUCUGGAUUAUGAAAAAAUUUGUGUUGCAUAACUGGCAAAAGCUGUCCGCUUUUGACCAAGUUGGGAGUGAGUUUGUCAUGCAGGAUAGGCAUGAUACAGUCUCACAGAAUCUGUCAUGCUCGAUCCUGCAUUUCAGACCCCCUGCGUCAUGUUGAACCUGCAUGACAAAUCUGGCAAUCAUCCAGACCCAGACAUUUUUGCAAUCCAUACGGGGAGCAAGAUCGCAAUGUUAGGAGUGCUACGUAUAAUGCAAAUAUCGAUCUGGGUCUGAAAAGAAAAAGAAUUUGUGAUGUCGAGCUGUGGAUAAGGAAAGCAAAAGCAUGAUAUCUUGUACUGAAGCGGCCAAGCAUCAGCAUGAGAAGGUUCGCUCUGCACCCUUCAUGCGUGGUAGAUAGUAGAGUGCGCAUUGCAGCAUUUUGCUCUCUCUUGCAGGGUGACAAUCGCUUUUAUUGGUCCUCAGGCUCUACAGAAAUGGGUUCGACGGGUAUUAAGAUGAAGUAAGACCAGCAUUUUUGCAAGUGUCACUUUCUCUUUCAUUCGGAUGCGGCUCGAUAUAAUUCGCAGGGGAUAAGUGCCCGUGGCGAUAGGGGUGUUCGCGUACGUGGCUUUCAAUGCGGAGGGUGCGGACGACCCGGGGGUGCAGUAUUAGUGGACAUGUCGUGCACGUAUCACCCGGUUGGUUACAAGACUUUCUGAAACUGCUGUGUGAUUGAGAAAAAGACGGAAGCUGUCUGAUGAGCCAUGUUGUCCGACACUUGUUGGAAGGAGUAGGACUCCAUUCAGUUCUUCUUCUUUCAUCUUCAUGCCAACAGGCGUCCGCCUACGCAAUUCGUGGCUUUUUCGUAGACGAAUUCUAUUUGUGCCUGCAGUUGGUGAAGAAAAAACACGGACAU